Molecule: messenger RNA, 7298 nt
Organism: Chlamydomonas reinhardtii
Lineage: Eukaryota; Viridiplantae; Chlorophyta; Chlorophyceae; Chlamydomonadales; Chlamydomonadaceae
Exons: 11
Coding region: 198-6815 (2205 amino acids)
Biological process (GO): mRNA export from nucleus; regulation of DNA-templated transcription elongation
Cellular component (GO): THO complex part of transcription export complex
Source: RefSeq, a predicted model, not a curated record
AAACAUGUAGCCGUUGAAGCAUAUCGGUUUUGCACGAUACUAUGCGGGGCCGAGGCGAAGCCCGCCAAAUAGGUGGAGUGCCUCUGCUUGCGUGUUUCAAGGCCAUGCCUAACAUUUACCAAUUUAUACAUCCACAGCAAAACAGUAUGAAACUUACUUGAGAGCUGCACCCGUUGCCUUGCCCUUGAAGUGGCAAAAUGUCAGGCUUCGUCGACGAGGAGGCUGAGGAUGCCGCAGCUGCACAAGAGUCUGAUUAUAUGACUCUGCUGGACCAAGAAAAGCGCGACCCUGCGUUUGACGAGCUCUUUCUGCAUUCGCGCAUUCUCUACCAAAGCGUGCUUCCCUCGCUCACGCCACAGGAGCGCCGGCGCUUCCUUCCCCGCAACCUGCUAUACCUGCGGGGUCCCGACUCCGAGGCGCAGACGCCUGUUGCGGCUGUGUCGGGGCCGCCGCCUGAGCAGCCGCAACCAGCCGACCUGCACCACCGCCACAUCCGCCUGCAGCCGCUGCGUCUGACCCACAUCCCGGAGUGCCAGGAGCCCUACGGCCGGGGGCCGUGGCCGCGGCCGCAGCCUCACACCUCCAGCCCCGGGGGUGCGGCACCAGCACCUGCGGAUGACGUGAAGGCCGGUGCGGCGCCGGCAGCAGCAGGAAAUCGCAGUAGCAGCACGGCGGUGGCGGCGCGCUGGGCGCCCCCCGCGGCACUGCUGGCCCCGUGGCGGUACCUGGCUGUGGCGGUGUGCGUGGAGCCGUACGGCGUGCCGGGUGCGCUGGUGCCGUUGCCGGGUCAGGUGUGGAUGGUGGCGGUACCGCCGCACCUGGGGCCGGCGGGGGCGGGGGCGGGUGUCAGCCUGGCACCCACUGCAGGCGCCACGGCCUCGGCUGCAGUGCCCACGCCACUGCGGGAAGCCGGGCUGGCAGGAGCUGAGGGCGGUGGCGGUGGCGGCGGGCCGGCGGGGUCUGGGACAGAGGCUGCAGCGGUGGCGGCCGGGGCGGAUGAUGGCGGCAUAAAGUGGGGUGUGGAUGAGGCGAUUGCGACAGAGGCGGCGGCGGUGGCGGCGGCGGACGGAUGGCGCCCCUGGCCCUGCGACCGCAGGCCGGCGCCAGCAGCACAAUCUGCAACAGCACCAGCUGUAGCAGCACCUGCAGCAGGGGCGGCAGUAGCAAUAGCAGCAGGCGCAGAGGACCCGCCUGCAGGGCAGCCCGAUGAAGCAUCCGCCUCAGCGGCUGCUGCCUCAGCCGCUGCCGCGCCCGCCUCUACAGCCUGUCCCGCCGCCGGCUCUGUGUGCCGGCUGGACCUGGCUCUGGGUGACGGGGAGGUGCAGGAGACGCCCUCGCUCAGGCUGCUGCUGCUGUACUCGGAGGAGGUGUCGGCGCUCAUGUCCGCCUUCGCCAAGCGCACCGCCUGCCGCCUGGGCUCGACAUCCGCCGAUGACGCCCCCUACCUGUUCAACACCUUUGAACUGGAGCCGGCGCCAGCAGCAGCAGCAGCAGCAGCAGCAGCAGCAGCAGCAGCAGCAGCAGCAGCAGCACAAUCAGCAGUAGGACCAGACGGGCAGGGAGCAGCCGUGGACGUGAAGGCGGGGGCGGAGGGGGCGGCAGCUGCGGCCUCCUCUAGGCCGUCACUGGCUGCCCCUGUGCGGCCGGCGGCGCCGGUGUGGGCGGCAGUGCUGGCGCCGGGCGGCACACAGGAGGAGCGGGUGGCGGCGGAGGCGGCGGGCUGGCGGCAGCCGCCCGCAGCUGAUGCCGUGGAGGAGGUGGUGCGGCGGGCGGCAGCGGGUGCAGCGGGGGGCGGCGGGCGGCAGGGUGGGCCCGAGCAGGCGGCGGCCCCGGGGGCAGGGCGCGGCGGCCCGCUGUUGUGGUCUAGCUGUGUGGGCCAGGUGGAGUGGGUGGUGGCGGGCGACACAGCCGCCACACCGCCGCCGGCACCGGGUGCACCUGGACCCGCCACAGCGUCACCGCCAGCGGCAGGUGCCCGGGCAGCAGCAGCAGGUGCAGCAGUAGCAGCAGCAGCAGCAGCGCCAGCGCCGGCCUCUGGGGCUGCAGGUGCAGGCGGCGCAGGCGGCGCAGGCGGCCUGGGCGGUGGCGGCGGGCCAUCGCGGCAGCUGUGUGUGGAGCUGGCGCGAGUGCGGCUGUCCAUGGGUGAGGCGGAGGACACGCCCAACCCCGCAGUGCUGCCCGGUGCGCUGCCCUCACACAUCACAGUGCUGAGACUGCACCCCGUGGCGGAGGAGGGGGCGGAAGGGCAAGCGGCGGCAGCAGAGUCGGGAGGCCCCUGCAGUGGCCCUCAGCAGCAGCAGCAGCCGCAGCUGGGGCCGCAGGGUGGCGAGGAGGGUGAGCGGGUGCGGCUGCAGGUGCGACUGAGCGGCUGGUCACUGGGGGAGCUGUGGCGGGGGCAGCAGGGGAGGGAGCAGCAGGGGCAGGGGCAGGAGCAGCCGCCUGGGGCGGCGCCUCCUGAUGCCGGGCAAUCGGGCAAGCUCGGCGCCCCCAUCACCGAACCCGGGCCGUCAGGGCGCAGCCCUGAGCCGCAAUGGCUUGACUGGGAGCAGGGGCGGCGGCGGCGGCGGCAGCAGCAGCAGCAGCAGCAGAUGCGGCGGCGGCUGUUGCGGCACCCGGGGGAGGACGUCGGCGGCGAGUUGAGUCCGCAGCUGUGGCAGCAGCAGCUGGUGAGGUGGGCCUGGUACGCGGCGCCGGGCAAUGCGGCCAGCGGCAGCACCUGUGCGGGUGGCGGCGGCACGGAUGGUGGGAUGCUGAGGGGGCACAGCAGCAGCUGCGACAUCGGCGGCGUCGCAGGCGGCAGUGGGGAUGGCCUGGUGCGCUACCUGCCUGCCGGGUGUCACGUGCAUCCGGAGGACGCCAAGUCAGCGGCGGCAGCGGAGGCCGAGGCGGGCGGCAGCGGCGACUCACACGGCGAUGACGUCAGCGGCCCAGCGGCAGCGGCAGUGGGAGCAGCGGCGGCGGCAGCUGCUGGACCGCAGAGCCAACAUGUACAACAGCCGCACCCGCAGCACCAGCAGUCAGCGCGGGUGGCAGUGGGCCGGCUGGUGCACAGCGAGGUGGCUGCUGGGCUGGGCUGCCUGGUGUGCUGCAGCCGCCGCGCCGCCGCCUUCCCCAGCCUGUCCGGCCUGGCGGCGCACGUGCGCGCCUGUCACGGCGGGGAGCUGGGCCUGGCGGUGCAGUUCCACGGCGGCAGCGCGGGCGGCGCCAGCAGGCAGCAGCGCCGGGCGCCAGGCACUGGUGAGGGUGCUGUGGGUGAGGGUGAGGGUGAGGGUGAGGAUGACGGAGCGCUGCGGCCGGCGGCGACGCUGCACGUCUUCAAGUCGCGUGACGCGGCGGACUGGUGGUCGCUGCUGGAGGCGGCGGGCGAGCGAGGGCGGCGGCUGUGGGAGGCCUGGCAGCAGCAGGAGCUGGAGGCGGAGGCGGUGGCGGCGGGGGGCAUGAGGGAUGGUGAGGAGUUGGAUGUGUUGUUGCCGCCGCUGCCGGCUGCGCCGGCGAACUAUGAGUGCGACUGGUGCUUGUGGCGCGGGCGGCUGAUUGACCAUGUGGGGCCGGAGGCGCCGGGCGCAGCCGAGGGGGAGGAGGAGGAGGAGGAGGCAGCGGGCGGAGCUGCGGCGGCUGCGGGUGCGCGGGAGGCGCCGACGGGAGCGAAGGGGCCGGCCGUGGCGGGGCGGGAUGCGGGCACAGCAGCAUCAGUGGCUGUAGCUGUGCCUGUGGAGCCCCGCACCGGACACCAGCAGCAUCAGCAGAAGGACGGGCAUGGGCCGUCUGCAUCAUCACACGGCGAGGGGGCGGCGGCGGCGGCGGCGGCGGGGGACACACCGGAGCUCACGGACGCAACUGUUCCUGAGCACGGGCAGCCGCUGGGGCCGUCGGGGCCGGCGCCGUCACAGGAUGACGCGGUCGCAGCCGCCGGUGCGGGUGGUGCGGGUGGUGCGGGUGGUGCGGGUGGUGCGGGUGGUGCGGGUGGUGCGGGUGGUGCGGGUGGUGCGGGUGGUGCGGGUGGUGCGGGUGGUGCAGGGACACAAGACGUGUUGCCGUCUGCUGCGGCUGGGGGUGCGGGUGCAGUCGCUGGCACGGGUGCUGGUGCUGGUGGCGGAGAGCCGAGUGGUGCAGCUGCUACUGCCGCCGCUGGUGCCGGCGGCGACGCCGUGGGCAGCGCGCCGCUUGCGGAGCUACAGCCAGAGCUGCCAGCAGCCUCAGCCGCAGGGGGGUCACACCGCAGCAAUGCAGAGGCGGCGGGAGCCGGAGACGUGACGGCACCGGCGGCAGGGACGGGCUUGGAAGCAGGAAUGGUGGCGGAGUCGCCGGCCGGCGCGGGGCCGGCUGCAUCUGCUGUUGCGGCUCCACCGGCGGCUGCGCCCGCACCCGCUCUGGACGCGGCGGCGGCUGCACUCGUGACGUCAGACGCCGCGGGCGCAGCGGCAGGCGCAGCGGCAGGCGCAGCGGCAGGUGCGGCGGGUGAUGCGGCAGGCGGGGCAGCCAGGGGCGCAGUGGCAGGUGCGGCACCAGUGCCGCCGCGUGCGCCGCCGCCUGACGCCGUGCAGGCUAGCUACCGCGAGGACAGCGAGGGGGCAAUCUGCAUUGAUUCCGAUGAGGAGGAGGACGAUGUGCAGGUGCUUCUGGAGGUCAGGGGCAUUGCCCAGCCCCACCCGAACGCGCCCCUGCAACCAGCAGGCACUGCGGCGGGGGCUGGGGGAAGUGGGGCAGCGGCAGGGCUUGGGCCGAUGGCGGAUGAGGUAGCCGCUGCUGCGGCGGCGGCGGCUGACGAAGUGAUUGACCUGUUGGACAGUGACGAGGACGGCGUGGUGGAGCUGGGCCCGGACGGGGGGCAGAGGGGGCAGGAGGAGGCGGAGGGGGCGCAGCUGGGUGCGGCGGGGGAGCAGCCACUGCCCAGUCGCGGCCAACAGGAGCAGCAACAGCACGUCCCACAGCAACAGGCGCAGCAGCAACAGCAGGAGGAGCAGGGCAGACAGGGCGGCCGCAAGAGGCGGCUGUCGGACAUGUACGCGGCGGAGCUCGAGCCAGCGGCGGCCGGCGGCGGCGGCGGGGGGGCGCCCACAGCGGCCGCGCUGCGGGAGCCAUGGCUGCCGCCGCCGCGGCCGUGCAAGCACGCGCGGUUGCACCUGCCCGACCCUGUGCCGCUGCCGCCCCUGCGCCGCGACGCCGCACCCCGCAUGCCUCUGCCGCCGCACCUGCGGCCCCAGCUGCCGCCGCUGCAGCGGGGCCCCACCGGCAGCGUGUGGGCGGCUGGGCUGCUCCCGCCGCGGCGCCGCAGCCGCAAGACCGCCCACCCCGCCCAGCUGAUCACUCUGGAGGCGGCCCUGGCCUAUGAGGCGCUGCUGCAGGAGCAGGAGAGGCAGGCGGCGGCGGCGGCGGCGGAGGAGGAGCUGGCCCGGCAGUUGGAGGGUGAGGGAGGGGGGCAGCAGCAGCACCAGCAGCCACGGCGCCUGCAGCAGCUGGCGUCAUUGCACAGAGGCCGCGGUGGUGAGGCUGUCAAGGUGGAGGAGGCAGCGGCGGGUGUGGAGGCGGCGGCGGCGGCGGUGGCAGGCCGGCAGCGGGGCCGUAAGCGGCGGCUGGAGGCGGAGGCGGAGGACAAGCGCUCCCGCCGGAAGGAAGAGCAGGGAGGGGAGGGGCCGGCGGCGGCGGCGACUACUGCUACAGCCGCAGCAGCAGGUGCAGCAGCUGCUGCAGCCGCUGUGCAGGGUCGCCCCUCCAAGCCGCCAUUGCCGCCCAAGCCGGGUUCAGCGCGCCGCCGCCCUCCCGCCGUGGCCUCACCGCUGGGCUCACCCGCCCGUGUGGGUGCAGGCGGCGGCGCCGCCGGCCGCAGCCUAGCUGCUGGCGCCUCAGCCGCCGCCGCCGCCGCCGCCGCCCAUGCCGGCAACGCCCGGUCGCUGCCGGCGCUGACGCAGCUGCCCGCCUUCCUGCGGCCCACCGCGGCGACGCCGGGGCGCGGUCUGUGCCUGAGCUUCACAGCGCCCAAGAUGUUUGUACACAGCCGGACCAUUGUGCCGCUCUGCUACGAGGAGCUGCUCCGCACCUUCCGGGUGGGGCCCGACGGCCGCGUGCCCGGCAGCCUGGCGGCGGCGGCCGUGGUGGCGGCGGCAGAGGCGGCAGCGCGCAGGAAGGCGGCAGAGGCGGCCGCCGCUGGUGGUGCGGGUGCUGAUGGCGCUGCCGCAGGCGCCAAGGCGGGCAGUGGCGGUGGCGGCGGCGCGCUGCACUGGGGUGUGGCGGCGGACUCGGAAGACGACACCGACGACGAGGAGGGGUGGAUGCGCUCCCAGCGCGAGCACAUUGCCGGCCUGGCCGCCCCGCACGGCGCCGACACACAGCUGCCGGCCACCAUGGCCACCGCGCCGGGCGAGCAGCUGCUGAUGGUGUAUUGGAACCGGUUCGCGCGCCGCCACCACUUGUACGGCGACAAGGUCAUGCCCAGGAGGUGUGAGGAGUUCGUGUGCGGUCGCGAGGGCGGCGACAUGGCCGCCAGCCCCGCCUUCGCCACGCUGCGGCGCGCGCUGGUGGUCCACCUGCUGGCGCUGAACGAGUACUGCCUGCUGCCGCCCGACUGCCUGGCGCGGUGCCUGCAGCAGCUGGACAAGCGGCGGGAGCAGCACCUCCGCACCACAGCUGCAGCAACUGGUGCAGCUGGGGCUGGUGCCGCGGGUAUUGCUGGUGCUCGUGCUGGGGCUGGUGCCGGGGGUGCUGCUGGGGCUGGGGCUGCUGGUGCCGGGGGUGCUGCUGGUCCCGCGCCCGCACCCGCGCCCCAGGCAGCUGCCGCAGCCGCUGCACGUGUGCAGGAGAAGGACCCAAAGAAGUAGCAAGAGACGGCUCACGAUGCCGAAUGUAUGUAUGACGAUGUGCAUUUGCAAAUUGCUCAAGAAAAUGGUAUUACACCCAGCACUGAUAGUAGUGUGUUAUCAACAGUGUACUCGGGUUGUGUAAUCUUUUGCAGACAGGCGCAGAAGCAUUAAGUGCCUUCUCGUGGACCAUAGUGUGUGUGUUUUGGGGGGGGGUCGGCAACGAGGAGGGGUCGAUUCAUGCGCUAUGCCCUAGCCGGAUUCGUGCGCGUGAAUGCUGCAUGUGCCUAUGUGCAAGGUCGGGAACUACGCGGGAUGGCACGUUGGAGCUUGCGAGCUUGUGAGAGAGCGGGACAAAAUUAGAAUGCGUACAACAGCCCUUGGAGGCCGUUACGACCGCAAUACGGUUACGGCCAGGGGAGGCCAAGAUUAAUCUCACCGACGAAGGGAGCGCAAUUCCCAGCCACAUGCUGUUCCUGCACGCAUUCGGCUGCAAGCAUGCUU